Penicillium cosmopolitanum is the source of this 1089-nucleotide messenger RNA. RefSeq lists its product as uncharacterized. Bases 1 to 1089 code for a protein of 362 amino acids. The record is from RefSeq and is a predicted model, not a curated record. The transcript is spliced from 3 exons. Gene Ontology annotation, molecular function: hydrolase activity. Lineage: Eukaryota; Fungi; Ascomycota; Eurotiomycetes; Eurotiales; Aspergillaceae.
AUGGCUGACUUUUCGCAAUAUACCGCCCCCAGUGCAGACUGGGUGGCUCUUGAGCCUACCUUGCCAGCUAUGCCGAAUGUUGGUAUCGAGGAGUUAAAAAAGAUCGUCAAUAAGGGUCGAGAAGAUAUGUCCGCUCAGGGCAUCGCUGAUCGAGGCCUAGCUGAAAAGGUGCAUACCAAGGACUUCAAAAUUGCUGCUCGCGACGGAUAUGUCAUCGAAGCGCGAUCUUACCGUCCAGCGAACAUCUCCUAUUCCCAUGCCCUUCCUGUCUACAUCCAUCUCCACGGUGGUGGAUAUCUCUUUGGAACUCUCGGUUCAGAAGACGCAAUCUGCUCUCGCAUUGUCGCCGACCAACUCGAGAAGAAUUUCCCCGUAGUCGUCUUCAAUAUCAACUAUAGACACACGCCCGAAUAUAAAUACCCGACUGCGUGGAACGACGUUGAGGAUGCUUUCGUCUGGUUCCACGAGAACAUCUCCGAGGUCGGCGGACGCGGAGGAGAGGUCGUGGUCGGGGGUAUCUCAGCCGGAGCCCAGUUGACUGCUUCUCUGACACUUGCUCAGUAUCGCGGCGACAAUGACGAUCUGGCUGCUUGUCCACGAAUCCGAGGACAGGUCCUGAUGAUCCCUUGUCUUGUCCAGCUAGAUUAUUAUGCCCCGCGACAAGACAAAUUGCGCAGUCCAGAACUGUCGAGUCUAAUAGGCUGCGCUAAUGCGCCAAUCCUACCAAUCGACAGAAUCAAGCUCUUUGGGUCCCUGCUGGAUGUCAAUAAGGACACAAACACCGGCGACGACCGCAGACUUAAUCCCGGAAAUGCCACCGCGGAAGAGGUGAAGGAACUUCCUCCGACAACUUUCGGUAUUGCAGGAAAUGAUCCUCUUCGCGACGAGGGCCUUUUCUACGCGCAGCUUCUCAAUGAGAAUGGGGUGCCUACUGAUGUUCACGUCUUCCCUGGCGUCCCUCAUGGAUUCCGCCGCUACGGCGACAAGUUGGCUGCCUCGAGUAAGAGGUGGGACGAGGUUAUGACGAACGGUAUUUCUUGGGCGUUGUCUAGCCCUGAAGUUGGCUCCUUCGAGAUCAAGUCGGAAUGA